Messenger RNA from Pocillopora verrucosa, 1803 nucleotides. NCBI's taxonomy places the organism in Eukaryota, Metazoa, Cnidaria, Anthozoa, Scleractinia, Pocilloporidae. The record is from RefSeq and is a predicted model, not a curated record.
UUCCCGUCCAAGAAAGUUUGCAAAAAAUUGCUGAUAGCUUAAAAUUUAUCAACAUUCAUUCCUACGAAAGCGAUCGAUCACUUCUCCCACAGGCACCUCGUCUCAAAACAUGACAUAUUGAAUGAGAGAACCUCUCUAUAUUCCGUUGGGUUUUAUUUUUUGUUGAGUAAACAUUCGACAAACAGGACAGUGGAAGAAGGAGAAGGAAAAACAAUUCUCAAAAUUAUAGCAAUGGAGUCUCUUAUCACUUGAUUGGUUCAUAAUCGUAAUCACAGGAUAUGGAUGUUAACUCGAAGGUAGAAUUUUUGAAAUUUCACCAAGGAUAUGUACGAGGAGUGGCAUUUUCGCCUGUGGAUCGUUACAUAUUCUGCUCUGGUGCGUAUGAUGGUAAAGUUAAUGUCUACAGUGCAAAGAAAUGCCACCUCUUGGGAAGUUAUCCUGUGACCACUUUGAGUUUAGCAAGGAAUAUCAAAGCUGUUAGAUUUACUACUGAUGGACAUAAGAUCUUAGCAUCCACAAAUGCCAGAAGACUGGUUGUGAUGGAUGUGGAAACAGGAGAACAAAUUGUAUCUUAUGACAACUGUGUAUACAAUGGUCCAGACAGGACUGGUUUAGCAGUAGACAUCCAAGCAGGUCCUAACAUUGCUGCAUGCUGCUGUGUGAACGGACGUGGUUUGUCCAUUUUUGAUCUCAGAAUGCCUCUCCCCUUGGAUUUCAUUUAUGACCUUCAUAAUAAUGUCAUUCGUGACGUGAUGUUUCUUCACGAGAGCUGGCCAUGGUGUAAAGGACAGAAUGCCCUGUUAUCAGUUGCUAUUGAUGGCACUGCAAAGGUAUCAACAAUCGAUGGACGCACAUUACAAAAUACUGAGAUAGGUUCCAUGUUGAACACAGCUGCUCCGACACCAGAACCCUUUGGGUCAAUGGCUGAUGAUGGAUUUUAUAGUCUUAUUAUGUUUGGUGGUGAGCUUCUGACAAGUUUUGUCCCAGAGGUUGGAGUCCAAGAGCGUAUGAGAGAGCAUGGCAAAGAUCCAUUAUGGAAAAUUAAAUAUACUUCCAAUGGAAGCACACUUUUCACUGCAUGUGAUGGAGGAGUGAUCAGAAAAUACAGAAGAUUCCCUGAUCACCAUGAGUUUGUGGAGGAUCUUUUUUGUCAUUCAGAUGAUGUAGAAGAUAUUGACAUUUCACCUUAUGAUGAAUAUUUAGUAACAGCAUCCAAGGACCACAGUGUGGGCGUAUUUAAACUUGGACCUCCCAGUCAUGGUGUCACGGAGUAUGGAGAGAUAAGGUAGUAUUUGAAACACACUGCAGCUUGAAAAUAAAGUUACACUCAGGAAACAAGUAAUGAUUUACAGAAGGCUUUCAGAAGAGACUGUCCUGAACCAGGGAUUUGUGGUACAGAUAAGGUGCUGGCAAGUUGUAUAUUCGCUGGACUACUUGUAAGGAGAAAUGAAGACAAAGGAGAUAAAUGAAGUUUGACAGCUAUGUUAGAUGAUAUGAAUGGUAUCGCAUGGGCUGGGAAUAAAGGCUGGUCAACAGACAGGAAGCAAUCAUCGGAUGAGGUUGAACAUAGGUUAAUUAUCAUGAAUUAUCAAAAGAGAGGUAUGAGUUAUCUGCGGAAGCCAAAGGCUGAGGUGCAUAUUACAGACAGGAGUUUGAUAACUCAUGAUAUCAUGCCAAAACUGAAUUCAAUAAUUGUUUUAUUAUACAUUUUUUAAAUGAUCUGCAACAGAGACACUUUUUUUUUUAAAUCUCUACACUACAUGUUUAUCUAGUCUUUCUCCAGCUGUUUUGUCCUUUUUUAUC